Homalodisca vitripennis (glassy-winged sharpshooter) is the source of this 2369-nucleotide messenger RNA. RefSeq lists its product as uncharacterized. Bases 1202 to 2233 code for a protein of 343 amino acids. Lineage: Eukaryota; Metazoa; Arthropoda; Insecta; Hemiptera; Cicadellidae. The transcript has 14 exons. The record is from RefSeq and is a predicted model, not a curated record.
UCUUGUUCUGUUGUUGUUACGGAUCAAUGGAUCAUUAUUUUACACGUGAUAAUAUGUCUGUAAUAAAUAUGGACUAUGUUUUCAAAGACAAAAAAUUACGCUUGAUGCUCACUGAGGAUAAAGCUGACAUUGCCCUUUCCCCUCAACAUCCUCCAUCACAGAAGUCGACUAGAAUAAUCUAACGAGCACCUCACAGUUCUGUAAACAGGGCUAAUCAUCAACCUCGGAGCGAAGGAGUGGGGGGCAGAGCCGAGCAGUUCUAACUGCUUGCAAACUCCAAAAAUGUAUGGGUUGAGUCUAAGGAAACAUCUGGUACAGACUGACAUAACCUAACCAGGGUAUGAAUCGAGAGAGAGGAAGACAUUACAUGGCAGAGUAGUGGAUAUUUCUCAUUGGUUGGACAGAUAGGAUCACCGACCACAGCAACUUCAUUCAACACAGAUUAUAUGAGGCAUUAACUUUGGGAGGAGGCACUUCAGACUAUUCAGUUUGAUGAAGAUUUCAAUGUUGAUGGGAUCUUCAUCGAACCACCUGAAGCUACUUGAGUGGACGGCAGCAUAAAGAAGGGGCCGAAAUAGUUUCUAAGAAUGAAUAUUUGGGACGUUCUAGUGAUAAUUUAGAGAAAGUGGUGAUGAUGACAAUUCUUAUAAAUAUUUACCUCAAAAAAAAAAAAAAAAAAAAAAUGUGAGAGACAAAAAGUGAAAAGAAAAUAAGAAAACCAAUGCCUGGCUAAUGUAUAAAAAGCUGGGGAAUAACAUGUGCCAACUUCAGUUCCUAGAGGGAAGUACUGUUGCACUGACAUACCUUGAGUGGUAUAAGAAACCUCUACAGACAGGUGGGCAUCCCAUCCCAUCUCAACACGAUGCACUUCUACAGUUUUCAGGGUCACUGAUGCUUUGUGAUUUGAUGGAGCAAAACAGUACAUUUCUCAGACACGUCAAUGAAGGAGAUGUGGAUAUGAAAACUGUACAUCACGUCUUUGUAGAAAUCUGCCGCCUGAGAUCUUAACUACUGAUUAACGCCAGUGUGAAGUUCAGUGUCACUAUUGAAACGCUGCGUUGCGAGCCAGGUCUUCAUCGCUGGAGAGAGGUGGUCGUCGCUUGGUGCCAGAUUUGUGCUAUGAGCUUGAUCUGGAAUUAAGACUACAAAAAGACCUCAAGUCUUAAACUAUUAUAAGAAAAUUUGAGGAGUACUGAUUAUCAUGGCAUCCUGGUGGCCGGCCUCCAAAAAAAGGAACCUAGUGCCCAGAUACAUCAAAGAGACUUAUCCCGGAUUCGUAUCAGAACGCAUUAUGAAACCGAGAAUGGAGAUGUAUGAAGCUGGACUUAUGCAGCAUGAACAUAAUGUUUUUGGAUUGAACCGAACUAUGUGUUUUGACAGAGAAACAACAUUACAUUUCAUAGUUGACAGAGACAUUAAAAUUGAGAUUUAUAUAGAUCGGAGUGUACGAUUGGUUGACAGAAAGUUUCGUGUGGCAGCAAGUUUUAACACUGCAAAUGAAACCUCAAUCAUACAUCCUCUACUGCGUGCGAGCGUGACAAAUUUGUACAUACAAGGAAUGUGCGCUCCAUUGACAGAAUUCAACAGGUUUACAGGUUUGUUCAGAAUUGAUAGUUUUGAUAAAAAUACACCUCUUGUCAGCUCAAAGGAGUAUGCAAUUAAUUUUACAACUGUAGAAAAGUUGAAAUAUAAUUGCAUGUACACUCUAGAUAGAGUGAGUGUGAAGACUACAAGGCCAGUCGGUUUUAUAGAUUUUUAUCACAACUUUUCCAAAAAUAUAUUAAAAAAGAACAAAGAACGUUUUAACAGUGAAAAAGUGAGAUCUGAUUUCCGAGAAACAGCUAGAGAAAUGGUCAGUGAAGGAAAUCAAAUAAUGUACCUUAGAGGUUAUGAAGUUGUUCUCACACCUAUGGGAAGUAUUAUAAUCAACGACUUGAUGGCUCUUGGAUCCAUGGAGAAAGUCUAUAAAUUGGAAUAUAAUCCAACUGAUCUGAAACUAGAGGUGUUGGGCCAUCAGAGUUGGCUGUAUGCAAACUUCAGUACAAAAGUCUGUAAAGUAAAAAAGGGAGGUGCUUCAGUCUAUGUAAAACAUGAUAUAUGUAUUGCAAAUGCAUAUAACAAUAAAGCAGCACUACUACCAGAUGGAACCUUUAAAGUAAUUGGAACUGAAGAUGUCUCUCAUCGUUCUUUGUAUACACAUUAUGCCAAAAGGGUUGCCCAGAAUCAACAAUGAUUGAUUGACAGCAAAGUAUUUUUUUAUGAACAGUACAGUAGUUCUCCUGACAAAAUGUUAAAUAGUUCAUGUAAAAAAUUAUUGUUAGUACUGAAUUUAUUAUUAUGCUUUCAAAUUUGUGAUUAAAUUAAUUAAA